AUGGCCGAGUCUGUGCUGAAGAGUCCUGCCGUGCUUAAGUUUGAUACCGAUUUCUUUACGAAAUCUAGUCUAAAACCAGAAGGAGUUAUAGAUACAGGUGUGUGUGGGGACAUUGUCGUCGCUUCACUUCUGGACAAACCGGAGUGGAAGUUUAUCGUCAAGAAGUUUAGCUUGCUAGAUGAAGAGCGUGUGCCCAGAAACAAAACCAUGUUUAACCGUGAGGUUAAAUUCAUGCAGUCAGUGAGACACCCGUUUCUGGUAAAAUGCAUCUACGCCGCUGAAUGUCCCGGUUAUCUAGCGAUUUGCAUGAAGUACUACUACAGCCGUACACUGAACUUCCAUGUUGGCAACAUAGACCUGAGCCUGUCAGAACAGUGUGUGGUCCAGGUGGCAUGUGCGCUACGGUAUCUUCAUAAGAACAACCUGGUUCAUCUGGACGUAAAGCUGGACAAUGUGUUCGUCGAUGGACAGCAUAACGCCAUCCUGGGAGAUUUUGGUUUGGCUUUGGAGAUGCCAGCUGGACAACAAACUCUGAAAGCAAGAAAUAUUGGAGGUACUUUCGGCUACUUAUCCCCGGAGAUUAUGAAAGCAGCAGCAGAGACAGAAAUUGACCCUUACAAACUGGACUGCUACAGUCUUGGCGUUGUCUUGUGGUCACUGGUUUUCCAGAGAGCUCCUAAGCAAGCUGUCAACUACUACUUCGAGACCAGGAAGACACGAGAUCUCCAGGAAAAUAUCAGGGACAUGUUGCUCAGGCUACUUGAGAGAGACCCGGCCAGAAGAGUCACCAUCGCAGACUUCCUUCACAGAGUGCGCCGAGAUAGUAUCUACAGAAACAUCAUUGACACCAACUAG
Messenger RNA from Candidula unifasciata, 855 nucleotides. The record is from the annotation of a GenBank genome assembly. NCBI's taxonomy places the organism in Eukaryota, Metazoa, Mollusca, Gastropoda, Stylommatophora, Geomitridae.